Molecule: messenger RNA, 2342 nt
Organism: Wasmannia auropunctata (little fire ant)
Lineage: Eukaryota; Metazoa; Arthropoda; Insecta; Hymenoptera; Formicidae
Product: MYCBP-associated protein-like
Exons: 2
Coding region: 394-2280 (628 amino acids)
Source: RefSeq, a predicted model, not a curated record
GUACACGCGCGUAGAUGUUGUAUACGCACUUCCUUACCCAUUAAAAUUUAAAAAACAAAUCGUUUUUAAUUAAAAUUUAAAACGAACUUUCUGUAUUAAAAAAGUUUUAAUUCACAUUAAAUUUAAAUAUUGAAAUAUAAAUUUAAUUUAAAAUUCUUGAUAAACUCUUUUAAAACCUUUCUUUUUGAUGAAUACAUAUUGAUAAACUUAACGCGUUUAACCCAUUUAACAUACAAACUGUCAAAACGAUAAGCUGCUCGCGAUACUAAGUGAUAUAUGACAUCGAGAUGAUUAAUUAGCAUCACAGAAAAAGGAUUCUCAUUCAAGAGGAUAAGACAUUGGAUUGUCUUAGAUAUGAAGCAAGAUAUAAAAUAAUUUUUUGAUAUCUCAAAAAUGGACUACGCGCGAAAAAUCGGUAAAUCUGAUAAGCCCCGAAUCUGGAAGAAGACUCGCCAGCCGCUCGUAACGACCAGGGAUAACCUUCUCUCCGGAGACACAUUCUUUUCGGAAGAUCGUCGCCUCGUAAACUGGGAGAAAUGGCUUGCCGAUCGAAGGAAGCAAAAUCGUCACAUCGAAUUUGUUACAGGUCGUUCGCCGGCCGAUCAGCUGCAGAGUUCCUCAGAGAGGUUCCGCACCUACGUCGAGAUGAAAAACCUGAUGGAACACGCUGCCGCGGCCGUACCCGUGGUCGCCGAUAAGUACCGCGGCGGACCGGAGUUUUGGAGAACGCCGGAAUUCCUGCCGAAUCGCGGAGAUGCUUGUCUGCCGGACGUGUCCUUGACUCCCAGCAGAAGGGACCUGAAUCUUCCUCCGGAUUUAAUGCACGUUGGACUGCCGGAUUUGACCGCGAGGGAACGGGACGCCGCUCGGGAAACUAAAGAGGAAUUCUGGAAGCGCAGCGAGUACCUGAAGACGCGUAGGCUCGAACUCGCCGAGGAAAUCGCAUUGCUGCUGCCGAAGGAGCCGGACACGACAACGCUGGCCGUUCAAGGGCGUGCCUGUCGAAGGAAGAAGCUGCCGCUACUACGAAUUCCGCCGAUAACUAUUACGGCGCCCGAUGAGGACGAGCCAUCACACGAGGAGGACGCCGAUCAGGCGGUGGUGCUGAAGAUUCAGGAUCGAGAAUUUGUCUGGCGGAGAUCUCUCGUGGAAACGGAGCCGGCGGACGCCAAUCCGAUCACGUGGUCUUUGACUUUCGCGGGUGAGUGCGACGAACGAAUCGAAAGGGAGAUCGUUCUCGAGAACAAGGGAACCUGCGUUAUCGUGUACCACUGGCGGCACUCGCCCUUUCGGACGUACGGCAUGUCCCUCGAGAGACCCGGGCGCAGUCCAUUCUUUUUCAACAAGACGAAGGAACUCUUACUUCCGGGGCAGAUCGUGAGAAUCAAGGUGUGGUAUCGAUCCAGGACACGCGGAGUCUUCGCCGAAUUCUGGCAACUCGUCACGGAUCCGAAAUUCAGUUCCUCCACGUUCACGUUUCGCUUCUGGGGCUGCUCCACGACCGAUGCUCGAAGCGCAGAACUGACCGAUCACCGAGCGAUCGACGAAUACCUGAAUCGCCGCAUUCGCGACUCGACGAUCCGCUCGAUUGUCGAGGAGAUCAUAGGUGGACUGGAGAAACGCGGUGAGCCAUCGGUGCCGCUUUGCGAGAUAUCGCUUUCGCAAAGUGACUUGUUCGUCUUUCUGAAUCCCAGUUACCAUUAUCACCCGAGUAUCGUGAUGCAAUUGCAGAGACUAUAUUUUGACGUUACCGGUGAAGGCUCGCCGGCCUGGAACUUGUCGCUGGACACUCUGCGGGAUAUCCUUUUACAGAUAAAAGACACGAGUUUCAGACGCGAUACGCUCGCUCGAUUUAACGAACUUUGCAAGCAAAGCCUCAGACCGAGAUUGAUCGAGUUCGAUGUCGCACGCUAUAGUAAAUACGACGCUGUGUACAACAUUUUAUGUGCCUUCGCGAAUCUGUUUGAAAAUGAAAGUGAACUCGUGAAGAGGGACAGUCUGAUACAGGAAGUGUCAGCAACGCCGAUAGAAGUGGAGCAGAAAUUAACGCCUUUGUCUCAAAGAUCCGAUAACAGCUCGCAAAAAGUACAUGGCAAAAGAUUAAAUCAAUCAGAAGGUGCACUCGUGCAGAAAAAAAAGGGAAAUUUCGACUUAAAUUUGCAACCUUAUAGAGAAAUAUUCUUUAUUCGUAUAUAUAAAGCUCUAGAGGAAGCAGUAGAACGAGUUUGCGCCAGUAUCGAUUCUUUCCAUAGACUUAAUGAAUUAAAGAUUAAAAUGUAGCGGUAAUUAUAUCUAUUUUCAAACAGUAACAGAUAAUAAACUUCCAAAUUUUUAGUCAAUAA